ACCACCGGCACGUGUCGUGCCCCCUGUAACAGAGCAGGGCCCCGCUACUUCUGCGCCUGCGCUCUCCCAGCGGGUUCCGGCUGGAGCCACGCUCCCUACGACUGCGCAGGCGCAGCCCGAACCGUUCACCGCCACUUGACGAUUGGCGCUUACCUCAGCCAAUCGUGGGGUCGCGACUCCCUCCUGGCUGCCAAUGGAGGUUCACUCCAGGUCUAGGGGGCGUGGCCGACAGCCCACGCUUUCUAGCGGCCAAGAGCCGGGACGAAGGCGGCGGCGGGAAGUGGCGGCCGCGGCGGCGGCGGUCGCCGAGCAAGCUUCGCGGGCACGGGCGCCGGCGCCGGAUGAGCCAUCAAGUCCCAAGAGAAAACAUUUCUUCUUGGCCUCUCGUUAUUAUGAUGAAAAUGUCACUGGUGAAAGUCUGUUGACUAUUUCUCGUGAUCACUGCAAUUUCCUAGUCUUGGAGCACCUGGACAAAGACAACAUGAGCCUCUUGGACAAAGGAGAGAUGUCAGAGCUGUCCUUCUCAGGGAGCCCCCCAGCCUCUCUUGACAGAGCUCCCUAUCAGCUGAGUGAGCUCUCGAGCAUAGCCGAUUACGCUCUCUUGAAUGAUACCUAUUCCAUCCAUAUCUCAGACUCAGAUUCUAAACUGAAAGAACAUUUGUCAUAUCUAAGUUCAGAGGCAGAUCUCGAAAUGCAAAAAGAAGAGCAAUUUUUUGAUAUGUUGAAAGAUGAAAGCAAGAAUACUAAUGUUUUGGAUGAUAUCUGCAGAAAUCUAGAUGGUGAUUGUAAGGACAUUAUUAGUAGCGAUAUUGAAAAGUGUGAUCUAGAUGAAGAUUCCCAGCAGGAAUAUCACAGUGCCGAAGAGCAAGAUUACUCAGGUUACCAUUUAGAUUUUGACGAAAUAAAGACACUGUGUACUCCCAAUUCAGAAGUCAUAGCGUUGGCAAAUUCUGAUUAUGAAAUUAAUGCUAACGGUCUGGGACAGAAUCAUGUGAAGAAAUUGGAAGGUAGCACCUUUUUCUCCUAUGAAACAACUCACAUCCAUACCCAAGAAGAUGUGGCCGAGGCGCCCAAGCUUCAUGAUUACCUGUCUCUGACCGAGUAUCACGGCCAGAAGUACUGGAGGUGCCAAGAGCAAGAGGCGAAUUUCACCAACCAGAGCUUGUUGGACGGCGUCGCUCGCUUGAGCGACACUGAGGACGGGCAGGACGCGGCCCUCGGGCACACGCCACCCUCGGGAAGCGGUCUGGAGAAGGCGCCGAAGACCCUGAAAGCUGGCAUUUCCUCCGACAGGAGGAGGUCUCCGCAGACCGAAAAGAAGGAUGUCUGUGGGGAAGUGGGCGAGAACAGCCUUCUGAAGGGCAUGGAAAAGCCCGCUUUGUUCCUGGAAAGAGCGUCAGCGGCAUCCCGGCAGCCCGGCAAGUGUUUUCAGAGUUCUGCAGCUUGUGUCUUUGAUGAAUCGGACGUUUCCGCCUAUGACCAGUCGUGCUAUAAAUUCAUCCAGAGCACCGCCAAGCCGGACUUAGAUUUCCCCAUGACUCUGCCGAAGGUUCCAGCCAAAGAGAGCCAUUCGGCGGAAGGAGACGGCCCGCCGGAAGCGGCCCGCGCGGGCGUCCUGAACAAAACGCACUUUAUCAGCGUGGAGUCGAAGCAUCCUCAGCACUCGGGGGCUGCAAACUAUGACUGCCUCGUGACCGUGAACCAGACGAUCGACGCCAGCUCGGAUUUCAGGGCCUGCUUCACGACGAGCCGGGCCACGAGCGCCAGGUCCUCGGUGGCCUCCAGGUCGAGCAAUACGGAGAUAACCAUGAUGAAUAAGAUGCGGCCCAGCGAGUGGGCACCCGAGAAGCAAAAGAGCAUCGCCUGCAACACGGACUGGUCCUCUCUGCAGGACUGGGCGGGGGAGGAGGGCCGCCUGCCGGGGCCUGCGCCCAGAGGCCUAGACAAAGCCCUUCCGACUGAGAAUUCAAAAGCUAAUGAUGAUUUGUUUAUUAAGGAUUACCUGGAACUGAAAAAUAAAUAUGAUAUCAAAGACUUAAAGAAAAACCCUGAGAGUCAGUUUCAACCUAAAGAAGUGGAGAAGAAUUUUUCACCCAAAUGUUGUCAGAAAACAUUGCAGAGAGCUAUAAAAGCAGAGUUGCAGCUUUUAAGAGCCCAUUAUCAGAUGUGUCAUCAACAUUGUUGGAAAAUUUACAGACUUAUAAUGGAAGAAAAGGAAAGCUUUACUAGGAAUGUUGCAAGUGAUUUUGCUAAAACAGAAUUAGAAUCUACAUUACUGUCCCUUUUUGGAGAUCUGAAAUUUAAAUAUUUGAGUAUGAGAGAAAAAAUAAUAAAAGGAAUACCGUUGGAUGAAUUGCCUCCCCUGUCUGUAGAGUCCAAAUUAUCGUCUUUCUUUUCCACUUUUAAUCCUUCCAAGAUAAUAAAGGAAGACUCUCAUAUCCUUUCAGCACCAAACUCGUCCCCUGGUGUUCCUGCUGCACACAGUGCUGACCUUGGUGCCGCCCACUUGAAAGGGACCCUCUCUCAAAACCUUCACGUGUCCGAGAAUGGUCAUCCCAAACAAGAAGCAGCCUCCAAGAAUGACAGCAGGAAGACCCGGGAUCUGAAUGUUGGCUUCCGAAAUCUGAAACUGGAUGAUGAAAAUUACCCAAAACGUCAGGAAAAAAGCAAUGCCUGGUUUGAAGCCAAAGAAAACCUGAUGGGCACCGAGUGCUUGGAAAUAUCGAACCCUCAGACGGAGCCAGAGCAGAGGAGCUCCGAGGUCACAGCAGAGAAGAAGAUUUCCGAACCUUCCCGUAGGGAGCCGAACAAAAGCUAUCUCAUUCACGUCGGCAGCUUGGGCCCUUCAGUGUCUGAGACUGACCUAAUGUCUCAUUUCCAGAAGUAUCAAGUUUCUGAAGUUUCCAUUUGCACUUCUUCUCAUAACUACAGGUAUGCAUCUCUUGUUUUUAAAAAAGCUAACAAGGCAAAAAUGGCUGUGGAAGAAAUGAAUGGGAAAGAAAUCAAUGGGAAGUCAGUCAAUGUUCGUCUGGUCAAAACCCCCAUAGAAAACGUCCCACCCCUGUCCUUCAGGAACGAAAGCAGGCUUGCUCUCGGUGGUUCGGAGAAGAUGCUGGACAGCAAAGGCUCCGGCUCGGCCCCUUCGCCUUCUAAGAUACCGGCUCACGUGCUGAGGCCUCCGGCACCCGAGCAAGAAAGUGUUUCCCUUUCAGCUGACCAGAAGAGUGGCAAAAAAGGUUUAAAACAGAAUAAACCCGUGAAGUUGUUGUCUGAAACGCCUCUUCCCUACAUCCCUCCAAAUAUCUUGAACCUGGGGAGCUUCACCAAACUUCUGAGGAAGCUUGAAGCUCUGCACCCCGAUGUCAGCAGAGACACCAUCAUCGAUGCUCUCCAAGAGGUGAGGACCAAUAACAAGGGUUUUCUGAGCGGCCUCUCCCUGACCACCAUCGUCGAGAUGACGACCUCCGUCCUGAGAAACUCGGCCUUCAAGAAGGAGGAGAAGAAGUAUCGAGAGGAAAUAUUCAAAGUUGGAAUUCAUUAGACUUCUCUGUUUCUGCACAUGAGACCCCCCAGCCCUUUAUCGCAGCCUCUUCUCCCAGGACCAUUCUCGUAAGAAAGUUGAAGAUAAUUAUGAAAGCCCAUGCGAGAGAUGGGGCUGCCGGAGACCGGCCCAGAGCCGCCAGCGAGUGCUCUGCUGCCUUCCUGUCCAGCUGGACUAGGAGCGGAUGCUCACUUUGCGCCUGGCGCGAUCCCAGCCAGAGAGCGCCUUCUUUAAAGCCCCGAGCCUUCCGGGGCUGCCGGGGCUCGAGGAGGCUGGUUCCAGCGACGGGGCGGCCAGUGUAGACACAGGUUGUCCCGGCAUGUUUGCAGUCCCGGGGGCUCGAGGUGUGUUUGGGGGUUGGUUUGGUUGCUUUGGGUUUUUAGGCACGCUGCUGGGGCUCUGGGGCACUGUUGAAAAGUCACCAAAGAGCGUUGCAUUUAGUUUUCAGGUAUCAUUUGCUACAUUAAAAGUAGACCUUGGUCAUU
Molecule: messenger RNA, 4026 nt
Organism: Antechinus flavipes (yellow-footed antechinus)
Lineage: Eukaryota; Metazoa; Chordata; Mammalia; Dasyuromorphia; Dasyuridae
Gene: RBM44
Product: RNA binding motif protein 44
Exons: 16
Coding region: 194-3541 (1115 amino acids)
Molecular function (GO): RNA binding
Source: RefSeq, a predicted model, not a curated record